Molecule: messenger RNA, 2154 nt
Organism: Paraglomus occultum
Lineage: Eukaryota; Fungi; Glomeromycota; Glomeromycetes; Paraglomerales; Paraglomeraceae
Source: the annotation of a GenBank genome assembly
AUGUCCGAACAACAACAAACUGCUUUUGUGGACUGGGUUAAUACCUUCAAUAAUAUCUCGAAUCCUGUAAAUAAACUCAAGGACCUGACUGAUGGCCGAGCUUUAUUUGAAAUAUUACACGAAAUUGAGCCAGUGUGGUUCAAAAUUGACCAACAAUCCGAUGUUCGUGACGACACUUAUUGGGUCGUAAAGUCCAGACGGCUUCAGAAGCUUCACAAACUUCUCAUGCGACACUAUGAAGAGAAGUUGGGUCACUCAACUAAAGGACUGGAUCAGCCCGAUUUAGUUGCGAUUGCUAAAGAGGAUGAUCUUGCGGCGACAAUGACGUUGUGUUCGUUAAUCGUAACAUGGGCCGUGUGUCAUGAGAAUAAAGCGAUUUACAUUGAAAAGAUUCAAAAACUUUCACCCUCGUCCCAAGAGGGUUUGAUGGUUUUAAUCGCUGGGGUUAUGAGAAAGUUGGAAGAGUCAUCAUCCGUUGAGCCGAAUACAGUAGAAGCUUCAGAGGACAUGUCAUAUGAUUCAUCUAAUUAUAUCAAAGAACGAAAUAAGCUCGUGAGCGAUAAAGAGGCGCUUGAGAGAAGCCUUCAAGCGUUGAUUGCAGAACACACCCAAUUACGAGACCAAUUUGACGAUCUACAAGCCGAGAGAGAUGAGUUGAAGCAACGACUAAAAGACAUAGAAAUAAGUCUAGCUCAGACUCAAUCUGCACAUAGUGGAAAAGCGGAUUUUCGUAUGAAGACAGAGAUAGAAACUCUCCGGCAAGAAAUAAAUACAAGCGAAGUACGGCGUCACGAGGCCGAAAUGUUGUUAGAAAGUCAAAAUGCCGUUAUUGCAGAGCUCACUCGCAAGGUCGAAGAAUUACAUUUCAAAGAAGAAGAAGCGGCACGGUUGAAAGACCAGUUAGAUGAAAGCAGGCACAACAAUGAGAAGUUAAAAAAGGCCGAAAAUGCCAUAGAAAAAUACAAGAAGAAAAUGGAAGAGGGGGCAGAUCUUCGACGAAUGUUCAAGACAUUAGAGGAGGAGAACCGACAGCUUGCUGAGCAAAAUGCACAAAUCACGGAAGACUUUUCAAAAGUGAACAAGAUUAAAGCACAAUUGGAACCGUAUAAGAAUAAAGUUGAGGAGCUUGAACAAAAGAACAAAGAGUUGGUCAGUCUUAGAAACAAAUACGAAUACGAGUAUAAAAAUAUGAGAGCGAAAAUUGAAGCAUAUGAAAUGGAGAAAUCCAGAGACAUAGAAAGGAUACAGCUUCUUGAAGACAGAUUACGAGAAUUGGAAUUUGGUGGUGGAGAACGCUUAAAUCUUGAUGAAAAGGAAGAAGAAGUAGACGACAUUGAUGCACCAGUCAUGGGAGGUGAGUUAGCCAAUGCGCUAACGGGCACCACUAUGACUCAACUUAGGUUGAAAAACAAUGAACUGGAACGGGAGCUCCGUAGUUGGCGCAGUAAGGGUAAAUCUGCAGAUGAUGAUCAAGAAAUCAUUGUUUUACAACGUCAACUCGCCGAUGCGGUGCGUAUCCUGACUGAAAAAUUGGACUUGGAAAAUAAACUUGCGAGAGUUAUGUCCGGGGCUGGCUUGGACAUUAAUGACAGCAAUAAGGAAUUGAAUAAUACGAAGAAGCAACUGUUCGAUGUAGAAUUUAAAUUAAAGAAUGCCGAGAAACAGCUCGCUGAAUAUAAAGCUAAUUCAGCAAUUGAUGAAAGGGUCAAAGAUAUAGAGGCCGAGAGAGAGAUGUACAAAGCUAAAUAUGAGGAAUUGGACUUGUUGCUGAAGAGCUUUGGAAAUAGUACAGAAGGGGAGCUAAAAGCGGAAAUAGUGAAAUGUAAACUUCAGAAUACAACAAAUAUAGAGAAGAUCAAGCGACUCAGAAACGUCAUGGCUGGUCAGGACGAAGCAAUAAAGAACCACAUGGCAAUAGAGGAGUCCUUCAAAGUUGAAAAGGAGACUCUCGAGGAGAGAUUUAGGCAGCUUAAGCGCGAGUAUGAAGAGGCCAAGGCUCAACUCGCAUUAGAGAACCGACUCAUGGUAUCAGCAUGGUUUGGAAUAGGGCGACUUAUUCAACGCGAUAACGUUUCCCUCCAAAGGGGGACUGCCCCCAAGGCCUUCCUCGGUCAGCAACGACAGGCGGCUAGUGGACAAAUGAAGAGGCGGUGA